Molecule: messenger RNA, 4647 nt
Organism: Rhizoctonia solani
Lineage: Eukaryota; Fungi; Basidiomycota; Agaricomycetes; Cantharellales; Ceratobasidiaceae
Product: Retrotransposable element Tf2 protein
Exons: 3
Coding region: 1-4647 (1548 amino acids)
Biological process (GO): DNA integration
Molecular function (GO): nucleic acid binding; zinc ion binding
Source: RefSeq, a predicted model, not a curated record
AUGGCAACCCGCUCCCGGACUUCCUCUCGAGCCCAGUCCCCUUUCAAUCCAAGAGACCUGGGACCCCAACUUCCAACAACCGCCCCUAUCGAACUUGGGGAAGUCUCCCUUGAGCGGGUUACCCGCCUCCUCCUUGGACUCCUCAGCCAAGUUGAGAACCUUGAAAGGAAGCUCGAGGAAGUCAAAGAAACCGGGAUUGAAACCCGAACCAACAUCAAGAACAUAUCUCAAACCGUUGAUGUUCCCCUGGUCGUGGAAGCAACGCCACGACCCCUACCAAAGACCAAGCCUAUUGGAUCGGUUAGUGGCCCCUCCUUCUGGCCCAAGCAUCCAAAAGGGCUUCCCACGUUUGCCCAGCCAGCACCCAGGACGUUACCCCCGCAAGUCCCUUCUCCCCCUGCAUCUCUGCGUCUCCAAUCCCCAAUCGGAGUCCCUGCCCCUCCACCUCUGGCUCCAACCGCCGCCUAUCCUGCCCCGGUCAAAGUAGACCACCCGGAUGCCUACACAGGCAAGAUCGGGAGUGAGGCCAAGCAAUGGCUCACAAGGAUGCUGGCAUGGACCCGGCUAAAUUUGCGCAUGUUUCCCACGGACCAAGAAGUCCUAUCUUUCCUUCUGAUGAAUAUGAAGGAUUCCGCGGGAGCAUGGGCACACCCACACCUUGACCAGCUUGGAUCACACCGGGCAAUCAUCCAAACGGUUGAGGGAUUCAAAAUGGAGUUUUUGGCAGCAUUCGGUGACCCUGAUGCCACAAGGGCCGCCGAGCGGAAGAUUACCACGCUUACCCAGUCCGGCACAUGCGCGGAUUAUAUCACAAAGUUCAGAACCCUGGCAAUGGAACUGGACUGGAACAACGCGGCCCUCCGAGGCCAGUUUGCCCGCGGCCUCCACUGGGAGGUCAGCCGCCAAAUUGCCACCCGCAAGCAUCGCCCCCAAACACUCCUCGAGCUGCAAAACGCAGCACUCGUUAUUGACAACGCUCUCCAAGAAGAGCGUGCUAGCCACCCGCCAAGGGAUAAUAAGUCUAGCAAGCAACCCAACCCCGCAAGGGGAACGAGUACCGGCCAAUCAAGUACCGGUUCGAAGAAACUCUCCGACGACCCCAAUUUCGUGUCGGAGGAGGAAAGGAAUCGCCGCCGCGCCGCUGGCGCCUGCAUCAAGUGCGGCAAACUGGGCCACAAGUUCGCGGAAUGCCGCACGGGCUGGAAGGCUACCCCUACUGAGGACAAAGGGAAAGCCAAGGAAACCGCCAAGAUUGGCGAAGACUCCAAGUACCAAUUGGGAAAAGACCACAAUAGAAUCUCCCCCCUCUUCACUAUUUCCAUCAAACCAGAGAAACAAGCGGAUCACUUAGAAGUCCUGAUAGACUCAGGCGCCACCUCAUCCUUCUUACACCCCCGUACAGCGGAACUACUCCGCCUCCCUCUAAUAGACCUCCCACAACCCCGUACUGUUACUAUGCUCAAUGGGUCGAGCCCCCAGGCUGGAAAGAUUUGGAAGAAGGCCCACCUAACCUUCCUAUUUGAUGGCAAACGCAUGACGGAAACCUUCCUGAUUUGCAAUACUGGAUCACACGCUGCCAUCCUAGGAAUUAAGUGGUUAGAGAAUCAUAAUCCCGAAAUCGAUUGGAACUCGCGCACCCUCUCAUUCCCUCACGCGCCCCCAGAACACAUAGCCAUUGCUGAAGAGGAAGAAGCUGACAAGACACCCCUUGAAGGAGUACCCUCCAAGUACCAUCAAUAUGCAAAGGUAUUUGGGGAAGAAGAAUUCAAUAAACUUCCCCCUCAUAGGCACUACAAUAUUGGUAUCAAACUUACGGAAGAAGGACCCCUGAACUCCCCCCUUUAUAGCAUGACUGAUGCCGAAUCCGCUACACUCAAGGACUGGCUCAGGGACGAGCUCAAGGCUGGGAAAAUCCGACCCAGUAAAUCACCAAUCAGCUCCCCGGUUAUGUUCGUGCCCAAAAAGGAUGGUUCCCGUCGACUCGUAGUAGACUAUUGUUGCCUGAACAACCGGACAAAGAAGAAUGUUUACCCGCUACCCCGUCCAGACGACCUCAUGGCCCAGCUCUGCGGUGCCAAGGUCUUCACUAAGCUAGACCUAAGAUGGGGUUACAAUAACGUCCGUGUCAAAGAAGGUGACGAAUGGAAAACGGCCUUCCGUACCAAAUAUGGCCUAUACAAAUCCCUGGUUAUGACCUUUGGCUUGACUAAUGCUCCAGCGGCUUUCCAACACUUCAUGAACGAACUGUUCAAGGAUCUAUUGGAUGUAUGCGUCAUCAUUUACCUUGAUGACAUCCUGAUCUACUCAAAGGAUGACGCAACCCAUACCCAGCACGUCCAUGAGGUCCUACGGCGCUUAAUGGAGAACCAAUUGUUCUGCAAGGCAUCCAAGUGUACGUUCCACGUCACAUCAGUGGAGUAUCUAGGGAUAAUCGUAUCAGAUAAGGGAUUCAGUCUGGAUAAGCUCAAAAUCCAGGCAGUCCAAGAAUGGCCCACGCCCACUAAGGUCAAGGAAGUGCAAUCGUUCCUAGGCUUUGCCAAUUUCCUACGCCGUUUUGUUGCCAACUUCAGCCAUAUGGCCAGGCCGUUACACAACCUGGUCAAAAAGGACGUACCAUGGAAAUGGGAUACCAGGGAGCAAGAAGCAUUCCAGGGACUAAAGGAUGCCAUCACAAACGCACCAGUACUAUGUCACGCGGACCCAGCCAAACCCUACUUCCUGGAAACAGAUGCCUCAGGAGCAGCACUAGGCUCCAUACUCAGUCAACGCCAAGAAGAUGGCCGCCUCCACCCCUUGGGCUUCCUAUCAGAAUCAUUCAAGGGAGCGGAACAAAAUUAUGACACGCACAACAAAGAACUACUUGCAAUCAUUCGUUCCUUUGAGUACUGGCGUAUCUUCCUGGAAGGAACCCUGCACCCUGUCACCGUGUUUACCAAUCACCGCAACUUGGAGUACUGGAAAGAGUCGCGCACAUUCAACCGUCGUCACGCCAGGUGGCAUCUAUUGUUAGCCGGGUAUAAUUUCCAAAUUGUAUACCGCCCCGGUAAACAGUCCGGCAAACCAGACGCUCUCUCACGACGCUCAGAUCAUGCCGACAUUCCACCAGACGCCCAAACCAUGCUUCCCAGCCCUGUUUUUGCCAACGUUGCGCUAGUCACACCUGAGAAGGAGUUACAACGCCAGAUUGAGCUAUCCUUAGACCAAGACGAGUCCCUGGAGGAAAUCCUCCAAUUCCUGCAGAACGAGUCCAAGGCCCCACCCUCAAUCAAACGCGCCUUCAAAGAUUACGAGAUGGAAGCAGGCCUGCUAUUUUACCAGGGGAAAAUUGUAGUACCAGACGUUGGGACGUUGAGAACAGACUUACUCCGUAUAUUCCACGACAGUCCCUUAGCCGGCCACCCAGGCAGACAACGGACCUUAGAACUGGUAUCCAGAAGCUACUACUGGCCUGGCAUCCGCGCAGACACGUAUUGGCAUGUGGAUUCCUGUGAAACAUGCCAGCGGAUCAGGAAGCCCAAAUACGCGUCCAUCCCACCUCAGCCGCUGGAACUCCCCGUUAAACCUUGGCAACACGUGUCUUACAACAUGAUAGUAGAUCUGCCCAAGGACGGAAGCAAUGACUCCAUCUUGGUCAUAGUGGAUAGCUUCACAAAGUAUGGGAUUUUCGUCAAAUGUUCUAAAAAGCUCAAGGCACCUGAACUAGCGGAAUUGUUCUUGGAGCACGUAUGGAAGCGGCACGGUAUGCCCAAAAAAACGGUCUCAGAUAGGGGGAGGGUCUUCAAUAACAAAUUCCUGAGGGCGCUGUAUAAACGCCUAGGAAUAGACCCCCACUUCUCCUCGGCAUACCACCCCCAAAGUGACGGACAGACGGAACGGGUUAACCCAUCCAUUGAACACUUCCUCAGGGCAUACUCAGGGGUCAAUCAACGGGACUGGACCAAGUGGUUACCAAUGGCCGAGUUUGCGUACAACAAUGCGGUCCACAGCAGCACAGGGAAAACACCAUUCAAAGCCCUGUACGGAUGGGAACCUACCCUAACACCUUCUAACGUACCUAUGGAUGUACCAGAAGCCGACGACUUAGCCCAGACAAUGGAGGAACAAUGGAAGGAAGUGGAAUUGGCACUCCGGCAAUCCAAACAAUGCAUGACGGCCGGAGAAGAUGGAAGCCCAAUAGAGUUUGAGAUCGGAGAGGAAGCCUGGCUAGACGCCAAAAACGUCAACCUCAAAACCUUGAGUCCAAAACUUACAGAACAACGCCUAGGACCAUUUAAGGUUAUUGAGAAGAUCUCCGACCGGGCCUACCGCCUAGAACUCCCUCCUACCAUGCGAAUCCACAACGUUUUCUAUGUGGGACUCCUGUCUAAGGUCAAAAGGGACAAGAAACGCGCCUUUGAGAAUCGCCCCCCACCAGUCACAAUAGAUGGGGAAGAAGAAUACGAAGUAGAAGGGAUUACCGAUGCAGAGGAACGCCACGGGGAAUGGUUUUUCCGGGUAAAAUGGAAAGGUUACGGUUCUGAAGAGAACACAUGGGAACCACGGGAGAAUCUAAAAAAUGCGGGGAAAAUUUUGAAAAAAUACGAAGAAGAAAUGAGAAAGAAGGCCCUCGGCGCUGCCAAGGCCCUUAGAGGGGAGGCAGUGUCGUAG